Messenger RNA from Rotaria sordida, 203 nucleotides. The record is from the annotation of a GenBank genome assembly. NCBI's taxonomy places the organism in Eukaryota, Metazoa, Rotifera, Eurotatoria, Philodinida, Philodinidae.
GAAUUAAUUUAUUUUCCUAUGUUAAAGAAAUACAAUUAUCUUUUUAUUUUUGUUUUUUUUGAAGAGUUUCUGAAAUCUAUGAAACAUUGACAAAUACAAAAAUUCCAUCGCAUGUUCGUUCAUUAGUUCUUGAUUUUACAUGUGAAGAUCUUGAAGGAAAUGAUAUCGAAGAUGUACCAUAUAUAAGAUAUACAUUCAGAUAA